AAAAAUAAAAAUACAAAAAAUACAGCUUCUUAAAAUUAUUAAAUAAAAUGAUACACACGCGUUAAUUCUUUCUCUUCAACUCCGUAAAUCUCUCUCUCUCUCUCUCCGCCCACACCAGGAGAGAGAACAGACCCAUCACCGCCGGCAACCAUCUCCGGCAAACCUCAAUCCCUUGACAUGAUUAACAAUUCCGUCAUCCUUCUCCAUCUUCCUUAAUCCAUUUGAUGCGACGAUUGAAUGCUCGAAAUCGGGUCGAUUCAAAUCCAAAGCAAAUGGAUCCAACGGUGAAAAAGCUCCAAAUCCGUUCCACAAAUCUCUUCGCUCGUAACAACAAUAACAAUUCAAAAUGUUUCUUUUUCAAUAACGCUUUCAUCGCUUCUCUCUUUUUCUCAUUCCUCCUCGUUUUCUCGUAUUACACUUUUUUUAGUUCUCCGUUGACCGGAACCGGUUUCCGGUACCGGAUUAUUAUCGACGGUGGAAGUACGGGAACUAGGGUUCAUUUAUUUAAAUAUAAGGUUAAAAAUGCGUUGGAUUUUGGGAAAAAAGGGUUGGAUUCGAUGAGAGUGAAUCCGGGUUUAUCAUCGUUUGCGGAGGAUCCGGAUGGAGCGGGUAGGUCAGUUUUGGAGCUGGUGGAGUUUGCGAAAAAUCGGAUCCCGAAGGAGAGCUGGAAGGAGACGGAGAUUCGGCUUAUGGCUACGGCUGGGAUGAGGAUGUUGGAUGUUGAAGUGCAGGAGAAGAUUCUAGAUUCUUGUAGGAAGGUUUUGCGUUCUUCUGGAUUCAAGUUUAGUGAUAAUUGGGCUUCUGUGAUAACAGGUUCUGAUGAAGGAGUGUAUGCUUGGGUUGUUGCUAAUUAUGCACUGGGAACUCUUGGAGGUGAUCCUUCGGAGACAACUGGGAUUAUUGAACUUGGUGGUGCUUCUGCUCAGGUAACCUUUGUAUCAAGAGAAGCAAUGCUGCCUUUGUUCUCACGCACUGUUAAAUUUCGGAAUGUCACUUACAACCUUUACAGCCACAGCUUGCUUCAUUUUGGCCUGAAUGUUGCUCAUGACUCAUGGAGAGAAGCACUUAUAUCAGGAGAUUUAAACUUGGCUUCUCAAUAUAUUCAGAAGGGAUUGCACAUAGAUCCUUGUACUCCUGCAGGGUACUCUUAUAAUGUUGAUUCAUGGAAGUCCUCUCCUAGCUCACACAGUGAAAAAAGCCAAUAUCAGCCCACUGUCCAAACAAGGGGAAACUUUUCAGAGUGCAGAUCUGCAGCAUUGAUGCUAUUACAAAAAGGGAAAGAAUCAUGUUCUUAUCAGCAUUGCGACAUUGGAUCAAAUUUUAUACCUAAGCUUCAGGGGAAAUUUUUGGCUACAGAAAAUUUCUUUCACACAUCUAAGUUUUUUGGGUUGGGGCCACAUGCUUAUCUGUCCAAGUUGAUGACUGCUGGGCAAGAAUACUGUGGAGAGGAUUGGUCAAAGCUGAAGAAAAAAUAUAUCUCCCACGAUAAGGAAGAUUUACUUCGACAUUGCUUCUCUUCAGCGUACAUUGUUGCUCUGCUUCAUGACAGUCUUGGGAUUGGUAUGGAUGAUGAGAGGAUCAAAGUUGCUAGUCAGGUGGGAAGUAUUCCGCUCGAUUGGGCUUUGGGAGCUUUUAUUAUGCAAACUACAGCUGAUGCAGAUCCACAGAACCAUAACUGGAUUGCCGCCAUUUUCAGCAAUGAAUCACCCACUCUCUUCUCACUGCUUGGAAUUUUUAUAAUAUUGUUGUUUACAGCAUGGUCUAUAUCUAGGUGCUGCAGGAAACCUCAGUUGAAGAUUAUUUAUGACCUAGAAAAGGGACGUUAUAUAACUACGCGAGUUGGUAGAUAAUGUUUGAUAGUAGAUCAGAUCUUGGUUCUUGGUAUACAUUCAUGGCAGCAUGUUGUGAUUUUGACGAACCUAUUUAUCCUUUCUCACUUGAUGCCCGCGUGCGUCACACCAUCAAGGCCAUGCUAGUUGGGCUGAGAUUGUACAACAUUGGAUUUGGAUGCAACAUGUGGAGAUUGAGGAACUAGUGUAGAGUAGUAAGUUUCAUUUUGUGUCAUGCCACUCGCGAUACUGGUUACAGAUAACAACAGUACGGCAAGAAGUGGAGUAAGUCAGCCCCGAGAAUUGCCUUGUGGAAUUGGAUGCUGCAUCGUUCAACAGAAAACACCAUGUUAUGUGAUCUUUGUAAUUGUACCCAACUUUGUACCCAAAAAAUGACUCAACUGUUAUAUUUGCCAAUUGCUAAAGGCAAAGAGAAACACACUCAUUCCAACACAAUUAUUCUUAUUGGUUAAAUUUAAAUGGGUCUCACUAAAUCUUGCAAGUCCCAUAUAUGGGAUUCAUAAAUUUCAACCAAUAUAAGUGUAUGUGCUGAAAAGAUUGUGGCAGUGAA
This is a messenger RNA of Trifolium pratense (red clover), 2400 nucleotides long. RefSeq names its product probable apyrase 6. The record is from RefSeq and is a predicted model, not a curated record. Gene Ontology annotation, biological process: nucleoside diphosphate catabolic process. Gene Ontology annotation, molecular function: nucleoside diphosphate phosphatase activity. Gene Ontology annotation, cellular component: membrane. Bases 225 to 1850 code for a protein of 541 amino acids. Lineage: Eukaryota; Viridiplantae; Streptophyta; Magnoliopsida; Fabales; Fabaceae. The transcript is spliced from 8 exons.